Messenger RNA from Cricetulus griseus (Chinese hamster), 957 nucleotides. The record is from RefSeq and is a predicted model, not a curated record. Lineage: Eukaryota; Metazoa; Chordata; Mammalia; Rodentia; Cricetidae.
AUGGAUGAAAAGGUGAAGUCAGGCGUUGAGCUGGACACAGUUUCUGCUAACUGUAACUACGAUGCCCACUACAAGGACCACACCAAGUACUGGUGCCGGGGCUAUUUCAGGGACUCGUGCAACAUUAUCGCCUUCACCCCUAACAGCACCAACCGGGUGGUCCUGAAGGACACAGGAAGCAAACUCAUCAUAACUGUGUCCUGCCUGGUCAAGGAGGACACAGGCUGGUACUGGUGUGGCAUCCAGCGGAACUUUGCCAGAGAUGACAUGGAUUUCACACAGCUGAUUGUGACUGACAACAGAAACAGCCGGGCCAAUGGGUUUUCGCCUGACCCUUCAGGGAACAGGAACCGGAGCUGUAGGACUUCCAAAGUUUUCCAAAAGGCAGAGGGCUCCAGAAUGUCCAUUCUGAUCAUUUGCAUACUGAUUACUGGUUUGGGCAUCAUCUUUAUAAUCAGUCAUUUGUCCAGGGGAAGGAGAAGCCAAAGGAAUAGAGGAGUUACUGGUAAAAGCAUUGCUAGAAGUUCCCAGCCAAGCAAGGCUCCUUCUGUGGUCUCCAUACCCUUGUAAGCAAAGAUUUGAAGUUCUUCCCACAUGUCCUGACUCAAGGAAAUGGCUCAAACUGAACACGUGACUGAAGAUGUCUUUCAUUUAGUUCCCAAAUAAAGUGAUGUGGUUACAGUUGAAUCUCCAUGACAACUAGCCUGCACCUCAGAGAAUGAUUCUGACCUUUCUGGAUUUCUAAAGGACUCUCUGACCUUGAAGCAAUCUUUUGUGGCAAGGUGACAACAGUGGUGGUCAGAAGAGCUAUGAAAGACCACACCAAGCAAGGCUGCCAUUGAAUAACAUCUCCAGACCUUAGCAUUAGAUUAGAUGGAGUGAAGAAGAGGUACAGAAUCUGGGAUAAGGGGAAAUGACUUGUAUUUUGUUUAUCAGUCAAUAAAUAUCUGAAUAGUA